GCCUGUUCUAUUCAUUCUAUUUCUAUGGGAUACACACCAUCAUAAACACGGGAGGAGUUUUGCUCUACACAGGCAUGCUCUGGUCUCUACAGCAUGGGGAAGGAGACUUGGAUAAGGCAGGAACAAGAGAAGGUCUUACCUCUCUUGGAAUUGUAUUGCUUUACUGUAAGUCCUUACUCAGCAGGGGAAUGCACAGAGAGAAAAAGAAGGAAGGAGAGAGAGGAGUGGAGAUGUCAAGGUGACACAGUGGAGAGAAGAGAGUGACACACCAGAAAAUUACUGGGUGAGCUUUCAUUAAGAGGAGAAUAUAAUACUUUAAGAGGGCAACAGUAAUUGAUCACAAUGAAUAGAAUCAGUAAUUAAUUCAAACGUGAAAUACGUGCAUUUGCUAAAAGCGAGCAAAGGAGAGAGACAGAAAGAAGAACAUUAACCAGAUGAAAGAGAGAGGAAAAAUAGAAACUUUAGCUAAACAAAAAAGUAAAGGAACCCUUGGUGAGUGAACAGUCUCUAGAUAGAUAAUUCAAUCGUAUCUCAUCAUGGUGAACCUGGACCUGAGGUCUCUCACCCUGCCAGUGGGCAUCAUCCGUAUGGUGGAGGUGGUCCUCACCUGUAUCUCCUUCAGUCUGGUGGCCUCGGCAGGCCAUGUGCUCUCCACACACUGGGCCUGGUGCAUGUUCACCUGGUGCUUCUGCUGCUUCUUCUCCCUCUUCAUCCUCAUCAUGGAGUUCACCCGCUUCAGCGACAAGGUGCCCAUCUCCUGGGACGACUUCACCACAGCCUUCGCCAUGCUAGCCACACUAAUGUGUUUCACCUCCUCCAUCAUCUACCCCACCUUCUUCACCUGCCCCACCUGCUACCACCAGAUCGCCGCCACCGUCAUCUCCCUACUCUGUUUCGGAGUGUACGUCAGCGAGGUGGUGUUGGCCCGCCUCCGGCCCGGCGGUGAGAUCAGUGGCUUCCUUUCCACUGUCCCGGGCCUCCUCAAGAUACUAGAGACUCUGGUGGCUUGUAUUAUCUUCACGUCGCUUGAUCCGGCAAGGUUUUCGUUGUACCCGGGACUGCAGUGGUGCGUGGCAGUUUAUUCCCUCUGCUUCAUCUUCGCACUCGUCAUCAUCUUCCUCACUGUCGGUCAGCUGCUGUCAUUCUUUCCCUUCUCGUUCGACAAACUGCUCACGGUCUAUAACAUUCUGGCCACGGUGAUGUACAUGACCGCCAUGGUCAUCUGGCCGCUGUACGGUUUUGAGAACAACCCCCGGCCCGUUCCGUGUUUCCACUGCUCCUGGGACGAUCUGGUUGUGGUGACGUUCAUGACCGUGAUCAACCUGGUGAUCUAUAUUUUGGAUACGAUCUACUCGAUAAAGGUGGUCUUCUUCACACGGGAUGAGGAAUAGGCCAGAUUCUCAGGAACCUUCACUCCAACUUCUCCAGAACCGGUCAAUGACUGAGUACAACUCGUACACUAUCAUUCUCCCGAGUGGCUCAGUGGUCUAAGGUACUGCAUCGCAGUGCUAGCUGUGCCACUAGAGUUCCUGGUUCGAAUCCAGGCUCUGUC
Coregonus clupeaformis (lake whitefish) is the source of this 1552-nucleotide messenger RNA. Its product is annotated as myeloid-associated differentiation marker homolog. Gene Ontology annotation, cellular component: membrane. The transcript is spliced from 2 exons. The coding region runs from base 537 to 1391 and encodes 284 amino acids. The record is from RefSeq and is a predicted model, not a curated record. NCBI's taxonomy places the organism in Eukaryota, Metazoa, Chordata, Actinopteri, Salmoniformes, Salmonidae.